AUCAAUUGUGCAAUUUUCGAUGAAACUUUAUUGGAAUCUAAAAGUUCGAUAUAGAUAAAAGUAUAUUAUGAGAACUAAAAAGUGAAAAACAAUGUAAAGACUUUAUAUGAUAAUGUUGACAAUAAUUGUUAUGAAACAGCUGCGGCUACUUCGUUUGGCAGCCAUUUGGUUCUUAAUUGGCAUCUGUGGAUUGCCCACGACGAUUGGGUACUUUAUUGAUUAUACAGAGAACACGGAGCUGAUACAACAGCGUGCCGGCUACGACGUUAGGCUGCAGUGCAACCUUACGGGUCUGGUGGAUGAGCGCAGGCUGCCGGAUAUUAGAAUACACUGGUACUUCAAGCAAUGCAGCGACAAUAAUUGUUACCAGCUGGAAUCUGGCGAUGACUGGACUGCACUGCCCUGCGACUCCACACUCUGCCGCCCAGAGCUCUGGCUGCGCAAUGUGACCGAGCGUUACUCUGGCCUGUACAAGUGCAGCAUUAAUCCUCAAGUAUGGGAUGUGCAACUUAUUCGCACCUAUCAGCUGGAAGUGAAGAAUAGCUCGCUAGCCGCACCGGAGUUUCUAGAUGCGUAUCCGAGCAAUAAAACCGCCAUUCAGGACACUCGAGUGGUGUUCCAGUGUCGCGUUCACAGCGAAGAGCACUUAACUAUUAAAUGGUUUAGACGACACGGAUAUGCUGCAUAUAUGCCGGCGCCAGAGACGCCUCAGCCCCCAGCUGGCACUUCAAAUUUCAGUACUCACAUUGUGCGCUACAAUGGACGUACCUACGAGCUGCUGCCUACUUCUCCGGAAAAGCUAAUCAGUCCACAGAUCUAUCUCAGCAAGCUUAUAUUAAACAGCGUGCGGCUAAGGGAUGCCGGCUACUAUGCUUGUGUGGCAAUAAGCUAUCGGGGCCAUAAAAUACGAGAAGCCUAUCUAGAAGUAUUGCCACCCGAUGAGAAUAUGGAAUACUGGGUGGACUACAGUAACAACGAUGAGGUUGUCACUGAAGAUACCAGCGAUCCUCGCGAAUUUCUCUUGUUGUUUCUCAUGCCACUUGGCUUAGCGCUGCUGCCGCUGAGCGUUUGGGGUGGAUACAUGCUCUAUAAGCGCUGCACCCGGCAUAGCGAGUGUGAGCGCAUCGAACAGCAAUACUCGGAUGAGGAGCUGGACACAGAACGCUAUGUGCUCGGCGGCAGUUGACAAUGUUGGCUAUUUUCACAUUGCGCAUGCGCUUACAAGGUGGGAAGGUGUGGGAACAAAGACUGUGCUUAAACUUAAGUUAUAAUGUGUACAAAACAAUUACAAAUAAGUUUGAAAAUUA
Drosophila virilis is the source of this 1307-nucleotide messenger RNA. RefSeq names its product fibroblast growth factor receptor 4. The record is from RefSeq and is a predicted model, not a curated record. Lineage: Eukaryota; Metazoa; Arthropoda; Insecta; Diptera; Drosophilidae.